Molecule: messenger RNA, 567 nt
Organism: Grammomys surdaster
Lineage: Eukaryota; Metazoa; Chordata; Mammalia; Rodentia; Muridae
Product: oogenesin-1-like
Exons: 2
Coding region: 1-567 (188 amino acids)
Cellular component (GO): cytoplasm
Molecular function (GO): protein binding
Source: RefSeq, a predicted model, not a curated record
AUGAAUUCAAGACCACUGCUCUAUAAACUACUGCCAUACCUGAAGGGAUUCCUCACGUGCCUGAAGAAACCCUUGGAGUCACUUAGCAUCACUAACUGUAACCUCUCACAGUCAGGCUUGGAUUUCCUGCCCUAUUGCCUAAAUAUUUUUGAGCUCAAAUUGCUAACCCUUGCUAAUAUUAAUUUAUGUGAUUUACUCCUUGGACCUCUUGGGUUUUUCCUUGAGGAAGUUAGACAUACCCUGGAAUACCUGGAAUUACAGUCAUGUGGUAUACAGGACAAUCAUCAGUUCAAUACCCUGCUGCCUGCCCUAAGCCAAUGUUUCCACCUCAGAAUUGUCGAUUUCCACGAUAACGAGUUUUCUCUGCUUUUCCUGAAAGAACUUCUACACCACACAGCCCAGCUGAGCCAGCUGAAACAUGAGACAUACCCUGCCCCUCUGGAGUGCUAUGACAGGGGUGUAAUACUUUCACACAGAUUAGAAAAGUUUUGUCCUGAGCUCCUGGAUAUACUCAGGGCCAAAAGAAAGCCCAAGGAGGUUACCUUUGAAACAACCCAGUGCUCUUAA